GGGAGAGCUGAGCAGGGAGAACGAGCGAGGAGGAGAGGGAGAGCUGAGAGCACGUAACCUGCCUACAAAUGAACACCACUAUCAAAGUCUAGUGGCUUGGUGAGUUUAUUCAUGGCUCUCGUGUCCUCAAGGUUUGCUUUACAGCCGAUACUUCCUUAUGUGGAUUAUUAUUAUAUAUAUUUUUUUUUGGGGGGGGGUCGUCUAUUCCUGAUAAUGAUUCCGCGUCAAGCAGUAUUCCACUUCUGAGCGACUUCGACAGCUCAGAGCACGGCCAAUAAGCCCGCACAGCUCCUUCGUGACUCACUGGAUCUUCGGCUGACAGACCCGAAGUGUCAAAUUCAGGACGGAAAUACUGAGAGAUGGAGAAUUCUGCAGCCGCGGUGACCGUGGAAUAAUUUAGCAAAAUGACAAGCUUAUUUGACCGACUCAGAAGAAAGAAAAGAGUCUUGACUGCUUAAAUGUGAACUUAAUUUGGACAAACUCAAAGAUCGACAGAGGGCAAUUACUUUUCCCUGUUUAACAGGAUAAGACCAUCAUAGCAGAGAGGGAGCCUUUUCAAAUAUUUUGGGACAUAUAACAAACAAAGCAAUCGAUGUAAGGAAUCAGUUUGGACCUUCGUGUUCAUCCAGGGACCAUUCGACUUCUACUAAUAGACGAAGUGGAUCUCAAUCAAGCCAGGUGGAGAGGCAAAGCAAGAACGCAUGCUUUGGGCAUGGUGCCUACGCCCCAGGUGUGCGUAUCAACCCUGGUCACAGUGAGCACAAUGGCAGUGGUCGACCUCUACCUGCUGGAGCAGAGCAUGCUGGGAGCCCGCGGCAAGGCAGGGCCCAGCGUGUGGCCAUGCGCCGCCGUGCUGCUAGGUGACCUGGGCUUCCUGCUGGCGCUGCGGUUUGUGUCGGCGGGCGUGGUGUCGGAGGCGCUCUCCCCCCGCCGCGGCUUCGCCAACGCCCUCUGGUUCCUCUUCCUGUCCCUGCUCCAGCUCAAACUCUUCUUCGUCUGCCAGAACUACCGGACGGAACGUCGGCCACCUGACCCCUUGGCCAGGAAGACACUCACCCUGCUGCUGUCUAUCUGCCUUCCUUCCCUGUUCCUCAUCCUGACUGGGGCUGACAACAUGACGCCAAUGCGAAGGAAGCAGGAGGUGCGAGGGAGGCUGCUCUGGGUGGUGGUGGACCUGCUGGACGUUCUGGACCUGCAGGCCGGGCUGUGGGAAGCCCAUGCAGGGUCCACUGACCUGAGGGUGCCCCUGUGGGCCGAAGGCCUGGUGUUCUUCUACUGCUACGCCCUGCUGCUGCUGCUGCCCUGUGUGGCCCUCACAGAGCUGGGGGCCGCCGCCAUGCCGGGACAGAGGGGGGCACGUAAGGAGCCCCUGUACCCCUGGCUCAGCCUGGUCACCAUCAACGUGUUCACACUGGCCCUCAGGGGAACGGGCAUGCUGUGGUACCGGGACCCCCGGGUCUCGACAGUGUUCCUGGGGAAGAACCUGCUGGCCCUGGCUGUGAAGCUGAGCUCAGCCUGGGAGAGGCACAAGCAGGGUGGGGACAGAGGGAUGGGGGCUGGGGAUGGAGCAGAGGCAGGGGGGGAAUCCACCCUGGCAACACAGAGCUCAGAGCAGACGGAGGAACUAGCCACAGGCAAAACCACCCCUGGGCCGCCCUCCCGCUACCACAUACCGUCCCACUCCCACAGCCACGGUUACUCCCUGUCCCACGUCAGUCUGGAUCCCACAGAGACCUCAAUGGGCCCCUCCAUCUCCCAUGAACUCUAGAAACUGACCAGAGAGAAAGACAGCUCGGCAUCAGCCGUCAAGCUCAUCAGAGCUCCCAGGUCAGGGAAGCAUUUAGCACUGAAGACGGUUGGCCUCACACACUGAGACAGAAACUAAAAACCACAGGCAACCAACCCAGGCAAUCACAGCAGUAACUCAUCCAAUUAGCUCACUUUGGUUAAAGGGAUGAUUUAUCCAUCCCCUGGGUCCCGGACGCUUGUAGUAUUUGAGAGAGGGCUGGGGUGGCGUGAGAAAUGUAAAGCGAAGAACUGCAUUGUUUUCCAAGGAGCUACAAUUAGUACUGGUUCCACACAGACAUUGGUGUCAUAUGGGACAUAAUCCCGUGGUGUUUGUCAGUGUGUUUCCUGUGAAAGCUCUUCCACCGCUGUUGUCAGCGACACCUCCAGGACAGCUUACAAACUGAAAUAAAGUUUUUCAUUCUCCCAGGCUCCGACACUUUAUUGGCCAUGUGUAGGAGG
Molecule: messenger RNA, 2247 nt
Organism: Oncorhynchus kisutch (coho salmon)
Lineage: Eukaryota; Metazoa; Chordata; Actinopteri; Salmoniformes; Salmonidae
Product: transmembrane protein 121-like
Exons: 2
Coding region: 713-1768 (351 amino acids)
Source: RefSeq, a predicted model, not a curated record